AUGUGCGUCAAGGAGUCCGACGUCCACGAGGUUCUACUGUACCGGCCGGGGCUGGUGACAGUAGCGACAUCCUUCAUGACCGCGGCCUCCGCAGUGUUCAUGCUGGAGGGCAACGCCGUCAGGCAGGUCGCCGACCUACGCCGUCGGCGCCGCGAGGCUAGGCCUGUCGGCUGUCGCUGCUCUUUAUCCACAUCUACGUCACCCAGAUCAAGCGCUUCCUCCAGGCGCAUUGGGCGGCCGGCCACUGGACAAGGGCCUGGUGCAGUGCGUGCUGGAGCACCUGGCCGCGCACUGGUUUGUCGGUCCCACGUUUGCUGCACUCAUAGCGGAAGUGCAGAACAUGAGGCUUUGGAGAUGAUCCUAAUUGCUUUGAGAAAAAGUCCUAUUACUGCUUUGAGAAAAGAAAACCAGGAAAAGGUUCUUUCAGUUGUUAUUUCACCAAACAACACUAUAGGAUUCUUUGAGAUAACUAAAGAGCUGGACAACAUGAAAGAGAUCAAGGGAGGUGCGGCACCCUCCCCUUUGGGGGCUCCUGCUCCUGACCGGUGGCGCUCGUGUUCGUGGGGGUGGUGCCCUGAUCUGUCAGGAAGGGGUGGCUCCAACAUGGCUGUGCCCACUCGACGACGAGGUUGUUGGGCUCUAGUGAGCGACACCUUGAGAAACUGGCAUCACCAGCAUGUAAGGUUAGGGUCCAAAUCACUUGCAAAUGAGAUAGUAGGGCUGGAUCAGGUGCCAGGUAUGAGUGCAUGCUCUGCGCCUCAAGGACCGGUGAGGGCCACAGACCAGAAGUUUGUCAUGGCAUCGAAGCGUAUCCUCAAGGAGCUGAAGGACCUGCAGAAAGAUCCCCCCACAUCAUGUAGUGCAGGUCCUGCUGGUGAGGACAUGUUUCAUUGGCAAGCAACAAUUAUGGGACCACCUGACAGUCCCUAUGCUGGCGGUGUUUUCUUAGUGAACAUUCAUUUCCCGCCGGAUUACCCCUUCAAACCUCCAAAGGUUUCUUUCAAGACAAAGGUCUUCCAUCCUAAUAUCAACAGCAAUGGAAGUAUAUGCCUUGACAUUCUCAAAGAGCAGUGGAGCCCUGCUUUGACAAUUUCUAAGGUCCUGCUCUCCAUCUGUUCCCUGCUGACUGACCCCAACCCGGACGACCCACUUGUCCCUGAGAUUGCCCACAUGUACAAGACGGACCGGCCGAAAUACGAGUCAACAGCCCGCAGCUGGACGCAGAAAUAUGCGAUGGGCUGA
Miscanthus lutarioriparius is the source of this 1242-nucleotide messenger RNA. The record is from the annotation of a GenBank genome assembly. NCBI's taxonomy places the organism in Eukaryota, Viridiplantae, Streptophyta, Magnoliopsida, Poales, Poaceae.